Messenger RNA from Drosophila serrata, 582 nucleotides. RefSeq lists its product as uncharacterized. The record is from RefSeq and is a predicted model, not a curated record. Lineage: Eukaryota; Metazoa; Arthropoda; Insecta; Diptera; Drosophilidae.
GUUGGAAAAUACCACAAGUCGAAACACAUUUCGGCUUCAAUCAAAUCUAUUUUACUAAAUUUAUAUUUAUUAGUUUAAAAUAUAUUUUAAAACGUGAAUUAUAAAAGGAGCUAGACUACAAGUAACAACAACACAACUUGUCAUAUGAUGACAUCUCCAUCGCGGGAUAUAAACGAUCUGUUUGACGAUAUCGUGCUCACCGAGGAGAAACAGGCUCGCCUGGGCUACGAGGAAGGAUUAACCGACGGUCAGAAGCAGGGCAACGAGGAGGGCUAUAGAUUGGGCUACGCCCAGGGUGUCCAAUUGGGCGAGGAACUGGGCAGGAUCCUCGGACAGGUAGUUGCCCAGCAGCAGCUAAAGCACACUGACAAGGUACGUCGCAGCUUGGAGCAGUUGCGCACGGUCAUCGAGCAGUUUCCUCGGAACAACGAUCCGGAGGCGGACAUUGUGGGAGCCGUGGAAAAUAUCCGAAACUCCCAGCGCCGUCUUCGUGCCUUGUUGGGAUCAAAGAGGAGUACAGGAACAAAUUCUCCUGAACCCACCGCUUCGGAGCGCAAGGAUUACAGUUUCUAGGACGAUGUC